AAACUGCUGAACAAACUGUAUGUAAUAAAUCAAUAAUAACACCAGACGAUGUAUUGACUCUGUCUAAAAUCACAGAUGGGUAUUUAUGUGCUCCAGAUGCAAAUAUAUAUAAUAUAGAUUUUAUACGUUUUAAAAUACGUGACCUUGAUACAGGMAUGGUAUUGUUUGAAAUUGCCAAGCCAUCUGUAAUACUUGACGAAAAUCAAACAGAAGGAAAAGUAGAAGAGACAGAUCUGAAUAGUGGCCGAUUUGUACGCUAUCAAUUUACACCCAAGUUUCUUAAACUAAAAUUGGUUGGAGCAACUGUGGAGUUUACUGUGGGAAAUAAGCCAGUUAAUAAGUUUCGAAUGAUUGAACGUCAUUAUUUCCGCAACAAAUUAUUAAAGACGUUUGACUUUGAAUUUGGUUUUUGCAUUCCACACAGCAAAAAUACAUGUGAACACAUAUACAAAUUUCCUAAUUUGGAUCCUGAAUUGAUUAAGGAAAUGAUCCAAAAUCCAUUUGAAACUAAAUCUGACAGUUUCUAUUUUGUUGAAGAUCGACUCAUAAUGCACAAUAAAGCUGAAUAUGCAUAUAAUGGCGGAGUUUAGUAGAACCGAGAGAACCUUUUUAUGUUAAAUUUUUUAUUUCAUAUGGCUUGAAUGUUGGUAAUAAAUAAUACCAUUAAGCAUACAAUUAAAAUAUAUGAAAUAAUUAAUAAUUAAACUAAGAUAAAUAACAUAUUAAUAAUGUUUUUACAACACAUUGUGUGGUCACAUUUCUCACAUUUUUGGAUGUGAAGUUGCACUUUAAAACAACAAGUUUUUAUAUUCAUUUCAAACCUAUUUGAACUCAAAUAUCACAGUGUUCUAUGAGUAUAACUUAUAAGCAUUAUUAUACAUUAUUUAAGUUACCUAAUAGAAUUUUUAAUUGUUAUGAGUCCCAUCAU
This is a messenger RNA of Diuraphis noxia (Russian wheat aphid), 928 nucleotides long. It is a transcript of the gene unc-119, whose product is annotated as unc-119 lipid binding chaperone. Gene Ontology annotation, biological process: nervous system development; lipoprotein transport; cilium assembly. Gene Ontology annotation, molecular function: lipid binding. NCBI's taxonomy places the organism in Eukaryota, Metazoa, Arthropoda, Insecta, Hemiptera, Aphididae. Gene Ontology annotation, cellular component: cilium. The record is from RefSeq and is a predicted model, not a curated record.